This is a messenger RNA of Propithecus coquereli (Coquerel's sifaka), 969 nucleotides long. Its product is annotated as cytochrome c oxidase assembly protein COX11, mitochondrial. The transcript is spliced from 4 exons. Gene Ontology annotation, molecular function: copper ion binding. The coding region runs from base 34 to 864 and encodes 276 amino acids. Lineage: Eukaryota; Metazoa; Chordata; Mammalia; Primates; Indriidae. Gene Ontology annotation, cellular component: mitochondrial inner membrane. The record is from RefSeq and is a predicted model, not a curated record.
CGUCCCCUACGGCGGGCGUUCUUUCCGGGGUCUAUGGGAGGGCUCUGGCGUCCGCGAUGGAGGCCCAUUGUUUUCUGUGGCUGGCGUUGGAGCCACCCUGGGUCUCCGGCCAGGGCGGCGGAGAGAGUCGAGGCGUUUCUUAGACCAGGGUGGAAUGGGAAAGGAGAUGCCGAGUGGGGGCUGAGGUGGCUCGGGACGUGGACGCGCACGAGUCCUCCAGCUCGGGACCGGGCCGUGCAGCCGCCGCGGCGGCCGAAGAGCACGAAUCCUUUCACUCGCGCGCAGGAGGAGGACUGGCGGCGGCGGAACAAGACGGUCCUCACGUAUGUGGUCGCGGCCGCCGUGGGCAUGCUGGGGGCGUCCUAUGCCGCCGUGCCCCUUUAUCGCCUUUAUUGCCAGACUACCGGACUUGGAGGAUCAGCAGUUGCAGGUCAUGCAUCAGAUCAGAUUGAAAACAUGGUGCCUGUUAAGGAUCGAAUAAUUAAAGUUACCUUUAAUGCAGAUGUGCAUGCAAGUCUUCAGUGGAACUUUAGACCUCAGCAAACAGAAAUAUAUGUGGUGCCAGGAGAGACUGCACUGGCGUUUUAUAAAGCUAAGAAUCCUACUGACAAACCAGUAAUCGGAAUUUCUACAUACAACGUUGUUCCAUUUGAAGCUGGGCAGUACUUCAAUAAAAUACAGUGCUUCUGUUUUGAAGAACAAAGGCUUAAUCCCCAAGAGGAAGUAGAUAUGCCAGUGUUUUUCUACAUUGAUCCUGAAUUUGCUGAAGAUCCAAAAAUGGUGAAUGUCGAUCUCAUCACACUUUCUUAUACUUUUUUUGAAGCAAAAGAAGGAUACAAGUUGCCAGUUCCAGGCUAUAAUUGAUGUCAGCUACUAAGUCCUGCUUCAAAUUUUUGAUUUUUGAAAAAUCAUGUAUCCUGCCUUCUUAGAGGAGAAAUAUUCUACAAUAAUGUGAACCCUAUUUUAAAU